AUGCGGAUUGGCAGCGAGGUCCAGCAGCUCUCUCCCGAGUCGGGGGACUCCGGGAGCAGUGGCCCCAUUGUUCACUCUCGAGACCAGCAGCUCACCCUCGAGAAGCUGGAGAUUCCCACGGAGAUACGACGCAAAAGGCGAGGUGAAAGGGCUGGAGUAAAGUGCCGAGAGAGGAAACGGAGGUACAAGCCAUGUCUACCAUCUAUUGUUAUGGAAAACGUCCGAUCCCUCUCCAACAAGAUGGACGAGCUAACGGCGCUAACAAGAGUGGAAAGGGUGUACAGGGAGAGUAGCAUUAUGGGUUUCACCAAGACCUGGAUGAACAAGGACAUUUCUGAUUCUGUGGUCUCCCUACAUGGAUUCACACUAGUUCAUGCAGAUCGAAGUGCAGCAGAGAGCGCUUCUCUUCAGAUGACAUGGUUUAAGGGGUGGAAGAUCAAUAGGAAAGAAGGCAAUGCAUCAGGGACCACGCUACUAGAGGCGCUGGACGCUAUCCAGCCCCCCACCCGUCCUACAGACAAACCUCUGCGACUGCCUCUGCAGGAUGUCUACAAGAUAGGAGGUAUUGGAACAGUGCCUGUAGGCCGUGUGGAGACGGGCAUACUAAAGCCUGGCAUGGUGGUGACCUUCGCCCCUGUCAAUGUAACUACUGAGGUGAAGUCUGUGGAGAUGCACCAUGAGGCACUGACUGAGGCUCUCCCUGGCGACAACGUGGGUUUUAAUGUCAAGAACGUGUCCGUCAAAGACAUUCGUCGUGGCAAUGUGGCGGGCGACAGCAAGAAUGAUCCACCACAGGAAGCUGCCAACUUCACAGCUCAGGUGAUCAUCCUUAAUCACCCAGGCCAGAUCAGUGCUGGUUAUGCUCCUGUGCUGGACUGUCACACUGCUCACAUCGCCUGCAAAUUUGCUGAACUCAAGGAAAAGAUUGAUCGUCGCUCUGGCAAGAAGCUGGAAGACAACCCGAAAUCCCUCAAGUCCGGAGAUGCUGCCAUUGUAGACAUGAUUCCUGGCAAGCCGAUGUGCGUUGAGAGCUUCUCGGAGUACCCUCCUCUGGGUCGUUUUGCGGUGCGUGACAUGCGUCAGACUGUGGCUGUCGGUGUGAUUAAGGGUGUGGAGAAGAAGGUCUCCACCACUGGUAAGAUUACCAAGUCUGCCCAGAAGGCCCAGAGGAACAAAUGAAUGUUGUGCUACUCUGCCAACCCCAAGGUCUCCCAAGGCAGGACAUCAGUCAUCCAACUCCAUCCAACAAUUGGCUUCUUCAACUUAAUAAUCAAAGACUGGUUAAUCAUCACAAUGCAUCGCAAAAGCAUUCGAAGGAAAGAAAAACAUGUAGACACAUGAGGUGGCACUCCUGACUCCAUUUCCGUGGUUAGAUUACCAUUACGUACAAUGUAAUAUCAAAUGGUUUUAAAUGUGCACUGUUGCUUUAGUUCAUGGCAAUACCUUUCUGUGAUAUUGAGACAUUGAAGAAUUAGAGGUACUGUAAUUUAUUACCUCUCUAGAUCUCUGGAGUGCAGGUACAGGUCUCUUUACGUGGUAUACGUUGUCUUGCUUUUAGUGUUUGUUUGCAACUACAUGGUGCUCUGUAGGAGCCUAUGGAAAGAAGUUCAAACUAUGUUCUUCUGAGUAGUAGACUGUAGAAGUUAGUGAUUUGUUGUGUUUAAGCUUUAAAAAGCACUUAAAACAAAUGGUCCAAACUUCCCUCUUUUGAGAGACUGAUUAGACCACAAAUGGAUUCUUAAAGCACUUUGAUUGGCAUUUUGCUGAGUUUGCACUUGAACUGAGGAAGUUUAAAUUGGCAUAAGCUACUGCACCUUAUAACAUGGCAUGAGCCUUUUUGCAACAUUAAACAUGUUCCAACCAAAA
This is a messenger RNA of Monopterus albus (swamp eel), 1866 nucleotides long. RefSeq names its product elongation factor 1-alpha 1-like. Lineage: Eukaryota; Metazoa; Chordata; Actinopteri; Synbranchiformes; Synbranchidae. The record is from RefSeq and is a predicted model, not a curated record. The transcript has 6 exons. Bases 1 to 1179 code for a protein of 392 amino acids. Gene Ontology annotation, molecular function: GTP binding.